Molecule: messenger RNA, 1144 nt
Organism: Capsella rubella
Lineage: Eukaryota; Viridiplantae; Streptophyta; Magnoliopsida; Brassicales; Brassicaceae
Product: E3 ubiquitin-protein ligase SINA-like 7
Exons: 2
Coding region: 170-1000 (276 amino acids)
Molecular function (GO): zinc ion binding
Source: RefSeq, a predicted model, not a curated record
GACGAAGAGUUGACAAGAGUGAUAAAUGAUGAUGUGAGAGAAUAUGAAGCAUCUCAAAUGGAAGAUUAAACAACAACAAGUGAAGAAGAUCUUUUUUUAGGGCAUAACCACCUCUCCUUUUUAUAUGUGUAGUAGUUAGUAACCUAAACUUACCAUCUCUUUGAUCGACAUGGAGUAUUCCUCAGUUCAACAGCUAAGGAGGAAACAACAAGAAGUGUUCAUAGAUCUUGAUGUUCUUAAUUGUCCCAUUUGCUACGAGCCACUCGCUAUUCCUGUCUUUCAGUGUGAUAUGGGACACGUAGCUUGCCAUGUUUGCUGGCCCAAACUCAAAAGAAAGUGUCCUAUAUGUGCUUUACCCAUUGGUAACAAACGUUGCAAAGCAAUGGAGAGUGUUCUCAGAUCAUUCAAUGUCCCAUGCCCCAACGCACAUUUAGGUUGCACCAAGAGUGUUCCUUAUGGAGGUGACUCAGACCAUGAGAAGAAAUAUUGCAGAUUCGCUAUAUGUUCUUGCCCUGAAAUAGUCAACGAAUGCAGUUACACUGGCUCAUUGGAUGAUCUGUUGGGCCAUUAUAUAACACACCACCAGCUAAAAGAGGGUUGUCUUUUCAUUUUUGGUAUGCCGAGAACUGUGCGGAUGCCCAUAAACGAUAAGGUUUUUGUUAUUACGAUAUUAAGAAGGAUAUUAAUGUUUGCGGUGCAAUGUUUUAGAGAGCCAAGUGGUGUUUAUGUGGCUGUAAACUGUAUUGCACCAUUGGCUCCAGAAGUGGGGAAGUUCUCAUAUCGAAUCUCCUACUCUUCUAAUGGACGCAUCUGUUGUAGUCACAAAUCGCUGGAGAUGAAGAGGGUUCUUCGAGUUAGUUCCCAAACCCCUCAAGAUGAUGAUUGCAUGUUUGUUCCUAACAGGUUAUUGCGCGGUGAAGUGUUGGAGAUGGAGCUUUGUAUAUCGGAAGUAGAGAAUAUGUUUGUUAUUAGGUCUUGUAUGGGAUUAAAUGAUGUCUAAGUCUCUUUUGUAAGCUUCUUUUGAUUUUUAUUUUGCUUAUCUAUGUCAUUGUUGUUAACUUAAUGAUGUUGCUUCUUUUGGUACUGACAUUUUCAUUACAUUAUUAGCAUGAGAACAAGACUAUGUAGUUGUUUAGUUUUUCUA